This is a messenger RNA of Aspergillus costaricaensis CBS 115574, 592 nucleotides long. Its product is annotated as mitochondrial 37S ribosomal protein uS13m. The transcript is spliced from 4 exons. The record is from RefSeq and is a predicted model, not a curated record. Gene Ontology annotation, biological process: translation. NCBI's taxonomy places the organism in Eukaryota, Fungi, Ascomycota, Eurotiomycetes, Eurotiales, Aspergillaceae. Gene Ontology annotation, cellular component: small ribosomal subunit; ribosome; mitochondrion. Bases 69 to 428 code for a protein of 119 amino acids. Gene Ontology annotation, molecular function: structural constituent of ribosome; RNA binding.
AGCGCAGCGCAUAGGCAUUUUGAGCCAUAUCACAUCCCCUGGAGCACUGAACAAGCCAAACCGUCAAGAUGGUUUUCAUUUUGGGCGUGAACUUCCCCGAGCGAAACCUCGUCAAGAAAUCGCUUGAGUCCUUCUUCGGCAUCGGUAACUUGACCUCGACCCGUCUCCUUGCCCGCUUCCACAUCCACCCAACAUGCAAGGUUGGCGACUUGGCGAACAAGCAGGUCCUCGAUAUCACGGCCGCCUUGUCCGAUAUGAAGAUUGAGAACGACCUUCGCAGGCAGUACCUCGAUAACAUCAAGCGUCUGAAGGAGACGGGAACCUACCGUGGUCGGCGUCAUGCGCUCGGUUUGCCCGUUCGGGGACAGCGGACGAGGAGCCAGAUUAAAUCUGCUGUCAAGCUCAACCGUAUGGAAAGAAGACUGUGAGGUUAACAUGAUGAUUCAUUUCGACCCCAGUGGUCUUGCGGCUUCGUUUCAGUUGGGGCAUGGAAUGGCGUUAUAAACUUGCUUUUGUAAAUUAGUGUUCUGGCUUGACCGUCUCCACCCUGGAGAUGUAUUUUAUGUAGACAAUGAAACAUUGAGACUCUAAG